This is a messenger RNA of Capronia coronata CBS 617.96, 1227 nucleotides long. Its product is annotated as DnaJ like subfamily A member 2. The record is from RefSeq and is a predicted model, not a curated record. The coding region runs from base 1 to 1227 and encodes 408 amino acids. The transcript has 4 exons. Gene Ontology annotation, cellular component: cytoplasm; cytosol; nucleus. Gene Ontology annotation, biological process: protein refolding; response to heat. Gene Ontology annotation, molecular function: ATP binding; Hsp70 protein binding. NCBI's taxonomy places the organism in Eukaryota, Fungi, Ascomycota, Eurotiomycetes, Chaetothyriales, Herpotrichiellaceae.
AUGGUUAAAGACACGAAAUUCUACGAAAUAUUAGGGGUUGAUCCCUCUGCCUCGGAGGCUCAGUUGAAGUCAGCGUACAAGAAGGGCGCACUGAAACAUCACCCAGAUAAGAAUGCUCACAACCCAGAUGCCGCCGAGAAAUUCAAGGAACUCUCCAAAGCCUACGAAGUCCUCUCCGAUCCCCAGAAACGCUCCAUCUACGACCAGUAUGGAGAAGAGGGGCUAGAACAAGGUGGCAUGGGCGGCGGUAUGGCUGCCGAAGACCUCUUUGCCCAAUUCUUCGGCGGCAACGGUGCAUUCGGCGGCAUGUUCGGUGGUGGCAUGCGCGAUACUGGCCCGAAAAAGGCCAGAACCAUUCAUCAUGUUCACAAAGUCUCCCUGGAGGAUAUCUACCGCGGCAAGGUCUCCAAACUUGCUCUGCAAAAAUCCGUCAUCUGUCCCGCCUGUGAAGGUCGCGGAGGCAAAGAGGGUGCGGUCAAAACCUGUACCGGCUGUAAUGGUGCCGGCAUGAAGACCAUGAUGCGCCAAAUGGGACCCAUGAUUCAACGUUUCCAGACCAUCUGCCCCGACUGCCAGGGAGAAGGAGAGAUUCUUCGCGACCGUGAUCGUUGCAAGCGCUGCAUGGGCAAGAAGACGAUUGUGGAGCGCAAGGUGCUUCACGUGCAUGUCGACCGCGGCGUCAAGAGCGGGCACAAGAUCGAAUUCCGCGGCGAAGGCGACCAGAUGCCUGGGGUGCUUCCAGGUGACGUGGUGUUUGAGAUCGAGCAGAAGCCACAUCCUAGGUUCCAGCGCAAGGACGAUGAUCUGUUCUAUCACGCCGAAAUCGACCUGUUGACCGCUCUGGCCGGUGGUCAAAUCUUUAUCGAGCAUCUUGAUGACCGGUGGGUGACCGUCAACAUCCCUGCCGGCGAGCCCAUCACACCUGGCAUGGUCAAAGUCGUCAAAGGACAAGGUAUGCCCUCGAUGAGACAUCACGACUUCGGCGACCUCUACGUGCAGUUCGACGUCAAAUUCCCGGACAAGACGCAAUUGCAAAACCUCCAUCUGCUCGAGUCGGUGCUGCCACCACGCAUGCAACAGAAGUUGCCCCCGCCGGACUCGAUGGUGGAGGACUUUGACAUGGAAGAAGUCGACCCUCGCCAGCAAGCACGUGCCCACGGCGCCCACGACGAAGAUGACGAAGACAUUCCGGCCGGUGCAGAGCGCGUGCAAUGCGCGUCGCAGUAA